AAUUUCUGCCAAUAUAAAAAAGUACAGAUGACAGUUAUUCCCGUUAAUAUAUUUCCUUUAACGCAACAGAGCUGUUUCUUUUAUUCUUGAGAAUUUUGUUAACUCUUCGCUAUAAGAAGAAAAGAAAACCCAUUCUCUUAAUUCGAAACCCUAACCAAUAAAUACUCCAUCACAAUCACUUGCCCUUUUCCUUCGAUACCAUUGCUUCUUUCUUCAAAUUUGUUGGCAAUGUUAGGAGAGGGAGAGGAAGAGGCAUUGAAUUCAUACGGAGAUGGAAUUGCAUGGGUUAGGUCAUCGAUGAUCGGAAGAGGGAGUUUUGGGCGUGUUUAUCUCGCUACUCUGCGAAACCCCUCUUCCAAAUGCAGCUCUCUGCCGCCGGUGAUGGCCGUCAAAUCUGCGGAGGUUUCCUCCUCUGCUUCGCUUCAGAAGGAGAGGGAAGUUUACUCCAAUCUGCAGAGGAAUCCUUACAUAAUUCAGUGCUACGGCGAUGAGAUUACAUUCGGCAGCAGCGGCACCAUGGCCUUCAAUUUGAUGCUUGAGUACGGCUCCGGUGGAACCUUAUCCCGGAGGAUCAAGGAAUCCGGCGGGAACGGAUUGGGUGAAUUGGAAUCGAAGCUUCACACGAGGUCUAUUCUGAGAGGAUUGAAACACAUUCACGAGCUUGGAUUUGUGCAUUGCGAUUUGAAGCCUGAUAACAUUCUGCUCGUUCCAAUCAGGGGCAAGGGUUUUGGAAUUAGGGCCAAAAUUGGGGAUUUGGGGCUGGCGAGGAGGGUUAGCAUUAGCAAGAAGAGGAAAUUGGGAGUUUGUUGUUGGGAAGGAACUCCGAUGUACUUGUCUCCUGAGGCGGUCACAGAUCACGUGCAGGAGGCGCCGUCUGAUGUCUGGGCGGUUGGUUGUAUUGUGCACGAGAUGCUGACCGGGAAAUCGCCAUUGAAGGGGAAGGAAGAGGAGCUUGAGAUUCUGAGAAAGAUAGGAGAAGGGCAUGAGGUGAUUGAAAUUGGCAAUGGAGUAUCAAAGGAGGCUAGGGCAUUUCUCAAGGGCUGCUUUGUUAGGAAUUCUAACUUCAGAUUCACUUGUGAAAUGCUGCUGCUUCAUCCCUUUCUUCAAGGUUUGGAUGAUGAUGACAUUGAUGAUGCCAGAGUUGAUGUUGAUCAAUCCGUCGUCCCUUUCGAUCCGAUUGAAUCCUUUGCUCUUGUUUAUGAUGAUGAUGAAGAUGAGUAUACUAGUGACUCAUCAACAGAGGAAUGGAGCCAUGGAUCUGAGACAGAGAGUGGUGAUGCCCAAUUCAUAUCUCAACAAAAUGUACCUGUGGAAGGUUUUUGAGUUAGAUUUGUAGUAAAUGAUCAUAGAGUUCACUUUCCUUAACUGUAUAUGUUCAAUUUAUAGUCCACAUAAUUUGAUUCAUAUGUAGUAGAUAAUUUAGAAAGGAGAGAACCAAAACAAUUUUGUUGGCUACUGUAAACAGAGAUUCACAAUUUAUGUUAAUCAUUUUUUUCCUAGAA
Molecule: messenger RNA, 1502 nt
Organism: Salvia splendens (bonfire salvia)
Lineage: Eukaryota; Viridiplantae; Streptophyta; Magnoliopsida; Lamiales; Lamiaceae
Product: mitogen-activated protein kinase kinase kinase 20
Exons: 1
Coding region: 229-1323 (364 amino acids)
Biological process (GO): protein phosphorylation; signal transduction
Molecular function (GO): protein kinase activity; ATP binding
Source: RefSeq, a predicted model, not a curated record